Molecule: messenger RNA, 2718 nt
Organism: Mesocestoides corti
Lineage: Eukaryota; Metazoa; Platyhelminthes; Cestoda; Cyclophyllidea; Mesocestoididae
Source: the annotation of a GenBank genome assembly
UUUGACCGGAAGCAGUGUGGCUUUCUUCACGAAACUGCAAUAUUAGCAUCUUUGAAAUCACUGGGUUUUAAUAAGACACAUGGGGAUCUUCGGCAAGCGCUAGAAAAUUGUGAAAUCGACUUCUCACAAAAGCGAAUUAACUUUCCGGAGUUUAAAAGGCUAUAUCAAGAAUUUUGUAAACAGGAGGCUUCUGGGUCUGUUGAUCCGCAAACUACACGUACAACUAUCUAUCAAUAUGGCUCUCCCGUUUCUCCACAAGGUGACGACACUCUUCAUAGCGUCAGUGAGGAUGAGCAAAUUGCUUUCUGUGUGAAGACGAAACCUGUAAGGAAUAUUUCCCUUUUAAAGAAAAUGGGGACGAUCUUUACGAUAAAUGUAGCGACGGAUUUUUAUUGUGGUAUGCGUUUUUUCAAAAUUAUAAAUUGUUCUUCACCUCAAACGAUCGAUCUGCGUGCCUUACAUCGAGGAAAAAGAUUGACAACAUACCAAAUAAUGGAGAAUAUCACAUUGGCACUGAAUAGUGCACGCGCCAUUGGGUGUAACGUUGUCAACAUAGGAGCGGCGGACAUCGUUGAUGGAACUCGCCACUUGCUGUUAGGCUUGCUGUGGCAAAUUAUAAAGAUUGGUUUGCUGCGUCAAAUCAACGUCGUUGCGCAUAGCGAGUUAGUAGCCCUUCUGGACGAAGAUGAAACAAUAACAGAAUUUGCCAAGCUUGCUCCAGAACAGAUUUUAAUGAGAUGGGUCAACUAUCACCUCAAACGCGCUGAUUGUGACACAAGAAUGGAGAACUUUACUAUGGAUAUCAAGGACUGCGAAGUAUACGCUUACUUAUUGGAACAAAUAAGCCCUCCAGAAAAGAAACCCUUCCUGCACUCUUCAAAGGCCAUUCUGGACGCGGUUGAUUUGGUUCAGCGUGCCGAGAUGGUGCUGCAGAAUGCCGAGAAGCUGAACUGCCGAGUGUUCGUCCAGCCCAAAGACAUCAUCAACGGUUCCAUGAAAUUGAACCUCGCCUUCUUGGCGAACCUCUUCAACACCAAUCCGGCCCUCGACGUUCCCCCACCGCGACCACCCCCGCCUGUUGUCGAGGAGACGAGGGAGGAGAAAACCUACAGAAAUUGGAUUAACUCAAUGGGAUUACGAACGGUGGUUCACAGUCUCUAUGGCAAUCUUUUCACUGGGACUGUGAUUUUCAAGCUCUACGAUUUGAUCAAAGCAGGCACCGUCGAUUGGAUGCGUGUUAAUCAACUUUUUUCAACGGCUCCAGCGAAGGCCAAUUUUCAACAACUUGAGAACUGCAAUUACAUGGUUGAGCUGGGUCAUCGGUCUGGCUUCAGCCUGGUAGGAGUGGCCGGUUCCGACCUAAAGGAUCGAAUGGUGACGCCAAUUCUGGCCCUACUUUGGCAGUUGAUGCGGGCCUACACGCUUUCGCUGCUCGCAAGACUUGCGGAGGACACUCAAGUGGACUCAAUGGGCUACUGUAGGGCCCACUCCCCUAUUUCAAGGACACCAAUAAUCUCCGAGCGGGGGAUUAUAGAUUGGGUCAACGACCGUCUGGAGUCAGCCGACAAAACACGUCGAAUCUCUUUGUCCGCGGGAUUCUCCGAUUAUGACUUGAGGACUGGCCUUCUGAUUAUUGAUUUACUGGAAUCCAUUAGCCCAGGCUGUGUUGAUUACAGUGUCGUUAAUACUGGACAAACCCCAGAGGAGCGCCUUUCAAACGCACAGUACGCAAUUACAGUGGCAAGGCGCAUCGGUGCAAAGAUAUAUGCGGUUCCGGAGGACAUAACCGAGGUCAAACCCCGAAUGCUGAUGACUGUUUUUGCGUGUCUCAUGGCUACCGAUUUCGAAAAGAAUAGACAAUCAAGGGUGGCUUCACCAAGACCAAAAUCUUCCUCUCCGAUUAGAGUCAUUAGAGGUGACUUCGAUGAACGGCCCAAGUCCCCGCCUUCGGUAGAAGCCAAGCGCUCUGCAGUGCGAGACGUUUCACAAAUGGAAGACAGUGGUGGUUCUUAUGCCGAGGUCCCCAAAAGUGGCUACCAAAAAUUCCUUGAUGAGUCUACUCUUAACGAACGUCGCACUAAUAUGCACAAACUUGGGCCGCAACCUCCGAGUGUUAGAGUGGAAAGUCGCAUCUCAAAAAACAUUCCUCUCACUAUUGACAUCGGCAAAGUGGGGUACGCAGAGAAGGGAACCAACUACGAUCCACCUCUGAGACGAUUUUUCGGCUCACCUCCUCCACCGAGAUGCCGACACGCCGAACUCUUUUCUUCUCCUCGUCUCUAUCGCAGUGAGCUGGCGAAAUCUGCCACGGCAAUCGACCAGAUCGGCAAGGCUGGCUAUACAAAUGGCGGUGGACGUCCGCAAGAAUAUUCAGGGAUUCGAAGAGCAACGCUAAAAUGUACUCAGGACAAGGAGGUUCAGUGUGAAGCCACGUCAUUAAGAUCGCCCAUCAACGAGUCUUGGAAUCGGGAUUCCAAAAAGAGUGACAUCUUUGCUGCCUCAGUGCGAGAUGGAGGGGUGGAUAUUCAAACCGCACCAAACGGCGUCGUUAGAUACUCCAGGCUAGAUGGAGCAGCAUCACCACCGAGACGGGGCUUCGCUGCUGCUUACGGAGAGUACGCCAACAAAACAGUUCAGGCCAAUCGCCAAGUUGGGUCGAGAGUUCGUCGGGGCGGCGGGCGGGUAUUUGUUGCUGCUGACAUUCACCAAAAUCGUUAA